CCACGGUCCAUCUUCUCCUCAUUUCAGCUGAAGCACGUUGAAAGCAUUCAGCUCCAGGGAAGGAAAGAAAGAAACACCGAACCCUUACGGUGAUUUCAAUUCGCCAUGAAUCCACUUUCUCAGAGGUUACUGAAGAUGGUGGAUGGUAUAAAUUUCAAGGACUUUGUGGCAUUCUUAUCUGCUUUUAGCGCUAAAGCUACUGCACAGCAUAAAAUUGAACUUAUUUUCAAAGUAUAUGAUUCGGACCGUAAUGGGAAGGCUUUCAAUGAUAUACUGGAAGUCCUAAAAGAUUUGUCUGGUUCAUUCAUGUCUGAUGAACAGAGAGAGCGAGUUUUGAGCCAAGUUCUCAAAGAAGCCGGAUACACAAAAGACUCCUCUUUGACAUUGGACGACUUCAUUAAGGUUCUUGGCCAAUCCGAACUAAAAAUGGAUGUUGAAAUCCCUGUUGAUUGAAAAUGGCUUGAUGUAUUCUUUACUGUUCUUGAAAGGAAAAAAAUUGUAAUCUGUAUUCUGUAUUCAUGAGAUUCGUGUAAUAUAGCUCUUGUGGAAAUGGAAUUUGCACAAAUACUGUUAUCUCCUUGGGGUUCUUGACUUCUUGUAUCAUAGUUCUCUUAGGCCAAGUUAAGUUACUAACUCAGGACAGACAUACAGAGAUUCUUAGAGGCAGGCAACUGUCUUUGUAUUUUUUGUCCCGAGACACUUGUUAAGACAACCUUAGAGCCACUAGUUGAUUUCAGGUUUAUAGUUUAAUUUAUUUAAUUUUUCAUUU
Molecule: messenger RNA, 769 nt
Organism: Arachis ipaensis
Lineage: Eukaryota; Viridiplantae; Streptophyta; Magnoliopsida; Fabales; Fabaceae
Source: RefSeq, a predicted model, not a curated record